AUCCCGCCUUUUUGUUGCUGUGUCACUGCGAAAGGAGAUAAGUCACUUAACGGUUGGGUGACUCUUUAUUUGCUGACAGCAGAAGCGGCAGCACUCACUUGCACUCAUUCACUGUAAAACAGCAGGUGUAGAUGAAAGAAGGUGAAUCAGUGAUGGUUCUGAAGGUGUUCUUCCCUCAAUGCUGCAACCGCGCAGCCAGCGGUCUGCUGGUGGGCCGCUGGUUUCCGGAGCACAACUCUGCCGUGGUGCUGGCCGUCAUCCACUACCCGUUCAUUCCCAGCCACGUCAAACGCUACAUACAGCAGAUGGCAGCCGAGAGCCACGUGGAACUGUCUGUGUUGGGCUCGUGGAGUUUACCUCAGGAAGGCGAGGAGGGCAUGGAUAGCUUCCUGAAGGACCUGAGCACCAUGUUCCCCCAGCAACGCUGGCUCCAAAUCAGCCGCCGCAUGGGCCAGAAAGGCUUCACCUGCCACCUCCUCGGACGCACUCCACCACCAAAAGAGGUGAAGAAGACUGAGGAGGAAGUGGAAGAGGAGAGCGAAGAAGAGGAGGAGAAGGUGAUCUUUGUCCACUACGAGCAGAGGAAGGUGAUGUUGUCACAGCUUCAUCCCGUCCAGAAUGGUGUCCCCGAAUCCAAAGCUGCUUUGCCGUCCGAGUUGAGACAGGUAUUCCACACGGUGUCUAGCAGCGGCCCCCUAUUUUUCUUGGACAAGUAUGACGAUGGUCCGCUGAAGUCCACCCAUUGGCAGUCUGACGGUCGAGAGGGAAGCAUCAUUGUGGAGCUCCUGAAACAGGCCUCUGUGCCGCUCUGCGUGCUCCUCAGCCGAAUACUGGCCGUGUGGACUUGGAUCUGCAGCAUGCGGGUCUUUGAUGUUUUCCCGCUACCCUUUCUGUGGUCCAAGUUUUCGUCCUGUGUACAGCUCAGCUACAGGACCCAACACCUCAAGACUCUCAGCUCACCAAAAUCGGCCGAGAAUCACACGCAGUUCAUCAGAAAGGCCAACAUGUUUGUGUCCAUCCUGAUGGAUGUGGGUCUGGGUCUGUUGCUGGCCUCCUGGCUCUACAGAGAUGACCAUAUUAGCAUGAUAUCCAACAUGCUCGUUCCCGCUGCAGACCAUGUUGCUAAGGAGCUACAGGAUCUGCUGCAGUGGCUAAUGGGCGCCCCGGCUGGGCUAAAGAUGAACCGGGCCCUGGACCAGGUGCUGGGCCGCUUCUUCCUCUAUCACAUUCACCUGUGGAUCAAUUACGUUCAACUGUUGUCUCCGUUCAUGGAGUCCAUCCUGUGGUACGGCGGCCUGUCGGCGUGCCUGGGUUUGACCUUUGCCCUCUCUCUGCUGUCCGACAUGGUGGCUCUGCUCACCUUCCACAUCUACUGCUUCUACGUCUACGGAGCCAGGCUGUAUUGCCUGAAGAUCUACGGCCUAUCUUCGCUAUGGCGGCUCUUCAGGGGCAAGAAGUGGAACGUUCUGAGGCAAAGGGUCGACUCCUGCUCCUACGACCUGGAUCAGCUAUUCCUUGGUACGCUGCUGUUUACCAUCCUACUCUUCCUGCUGCCCACCACAGCCCUCUACUACUUGGUCUUUGCACUGUUGCGUCUGGUGAUCAUCCUGUUCCAGGGCGUCAUCCACCUGAGUGUGGAUUUCAUCAACUCCUUCCCGCUCUAUGCCAUCGGCCUUCGCGUGUGUCGUCCGUACAGACUCGCAGAGGGUGUGAGGUUCAGGGUGCUAAGUGAGGAGCCCGGAACUGCUCUUCACCUGCUCAUGGAGAUUAACCCGCUGAAGAGCAGCGCUGUGGUUGACACGUACCGCACGCCCACUUACAGCUGUUACCCCAAGGACUCAUGGGGCGCCCUGGCCAAGAAGCUCUUUGUCGGGGAGCUCAUCUACCCAUGGAGGCACACCAGCACCAAGAGCCACGCUGCCAAGACUGACUAACUGACUGACUGAGCAGCACAAAAUGAAUAAGUCAUGAAAUGGAAACAGAUGGACGCAGGCAAGAGAGAGGAAAUGGAAACUAAAGUGGUAGCUGCUCUGAUCACUACAGCGACCAGUUCUGACACGGAAAGGCACCAGUUUUGUGAUAUUUCACUUCAAAUGAGAUAUGAGGGCAUAAACACCCCACACUGACUUCCUAACACUCAAAUAUUUUGUUAAAAAUGUCUACCAUCCUGUGAUAAAGUUACAGGUGUACCAUUUCUCAAACCCUUUUCUUAUGUUAUUUAUUUAACUAUUGAUAUUUGUAAUGCUGAAAUUGUCAUACAGGUACUUACUACUUACUUACUGUGUAUUGAGCUGCAGAAGUACUAUUGUGUAUAAAAUAAAAUAAAAAAUAGCAAUUAUACUAAAAAAAUAACAAAUUUUGCAGAUGUACUUUUGUGUAAAAAAUAUGAAUUCGAUGGUCAUUUUAGCCACCACAAAAAAUGCUCACACCAGGUCAAGCUCUAAUUUUUGUGUGUCAAUUUAAUUUUUAUGUUUUAAAUCUAAUUAAUUGAAGUCUUAAUUCAGACCAAAUGAUGUGAAGUAGGCAAGCUGUGAUUUUAUGCAAUUUUUUUGGAAUUCUACUAUAAUUAUAAUUUCUAAGUGUUAUUCAUAUUGUGCCUCUAAUGUUAUUUUUAGUGUACUGGAAUGGAGGAGUUGUCUUAUUUGUGACUGAUUUGUACUCAUUUUUAUUGACUUUUCCAUAAUGCUCUCAUGUCGAGCCUUUGCCAUUAAACACUCUUCCCAAGAAUC
This is a messenger RNA of Syngnathus acus (greater pipefish), 2729 nucleotides long. RefSeq names its product phosphatidylinositol glycan anchor biosynthesis, class Q (gene pigq). Gene Ontology annotation, cellular component: endoplasmic reticulum; membrane. The coding region runs from base 132 to 1934 and encodes 600 amino acids. The record is from RefSeq and is a predicted model, not a curated record. Gene Ontology annotation, biological process: GPI anchor biosynthetic process. Lineage: Eukaryota; Metazoa; Chordata; Actinopteri; Syngnathiformes; Syngnathidae. The transcript has 13 exons.